This is a messenger RNA of Lotus japonicus, 2698 nucleotides long. RefSeq names its product pentatricopeptide repeat-containing protein At1g77360, mitochondrial. Bases 348 to 1793 code for a protein of 481 amino acids. The record is from RefSeq and is a predicted model, not a curated record. The transcript is spliced from 2 exons. Gene Ontology annotation, molecular function: protein binding. Lineage: Eukaryota; Viridiplantae; Streptophyta; Magnoliopsida; Fabales; Fabaceae.
UUCCACUCCCAUAUCCAAACAAAGCAUUCAAGUUGGCACAAAAACCACUCAACUCAAGUAUCAUUCUCUCAGCUCAGUUGUGAAGCUGCGGAAGCGUUUGGUAAUCCUUCAACUGAGAAGAUGCGAUUCUAUGAGAAAUUAUGGAUCGAAUGCGCUGUGAGAGAUGACCCAUUUCAAUACUAGCUUCAAAGAAUGCAACUUCAAUUCCAUAUCUCACCAUUUUCAACCCAAUCCCACCAAGGUUUUGUUUCGGAAAGUAUCACAUACGGUGUUUUACUCCUUCCAUUGUCCUCUGAUUUAGAUUUCGCAUUUUACCUUCAAAUUCUGAUACUUUCUCUGUGCACACCAUGAUUAAGAUUUGCAACCCUAGGAAAAAAUUACUAUGUAAAUUUGUGUCAUUUGCUAGAAUGCUAAGCACAGGUGAACCACCACCUCAGGAGGUUGCUGAUUUAACCGAAACAGUGUGCAAGGUUAUGAUGUCUUCACCCGGGGUGACACUUGACGCUGCUCUUAAUCAAACUGGGGUUAGGGCAUCCCCUGAAUUAGUAGAGAAUGUCCUCAAGAGGUUUGAGAAUGCGGGCAUGUCGGCGUUUCGGUUCUUCGAGUGGGCGGAGAGGCAGAGGAAUUACGCGCACACCGUCAGGGCGUACCACUUGAUGAUUGAGUCUUUGGCCAGGAUUAGGCAGUAUCAGAUCAUGUGGGACAUUGUCACGAAAAUGAGGAACAAGGGCAUGCUAAAUGUUGAAACUUUUUGUAUUGUUAUGCGAAAGUAUGCUAGGGCUCACAAGGUGGAUGAGGCGGUUUACACGUUUAACGUCAUGGAUAAGUAUGAGGUGCCUCAGAAUCUUGCUGCUUUUAAUGGUUUGCUGAGUGCUUUGUGUAAGUCUAGGAAUGUGAGGAAGGCUCAGGAGAUUUUUGAUAGUAUGAAGGGUCGCUUCGAGCCGGAUUUGAAAACUUAUAGCAUAUUGCUUGAGGGGUGGGGAAAGGAUCCGAAUCUUCCCAAAGCAAGGGAGACUUUCAGAGAGAUGGUUUCCGCGGGAUGCAGCCCGGAUGUUGUUAGUUAUGGUAUAAUGGUUGACAUUCUUUGCAAAGCAGGGAGAGUUGAUGAAGCUGUUGAGGUUGUCAAGGAUAUGGAUGACAACAAUUGCAUGCCAACAUCUUUCAUUUAUAGUGUCCUGGUUCAUACUUAUGGAGUGGAAAACCGGAUUGAAGAUGCUAUCGACACGUUUCUGGAGAUGGAAAGGAAGGGAAUCAAGGCUGAUGUUGUGGUGUAUAAUGCGUUGAUUGGUGCUUUUUGUAAAGCAAAUAAGUUUAAAAAUGUGCGUAGGGUCUUAAAAGAGAUGGAAAGCAAUGGGGUCACUCCCAAUUCAAGGACCUGCAAUGUUAUCAUAAGCAGUUUGAUUAGCCAGGGGCGGACUGACAGAGCUUUUGAAGUUUUCCGCCGGAUGAUCAAGAUAUGCGAACCGGAUGCUGAUACUUACACAAUGAUGAUAAAAAUGUUUUGUGAGAGAAAUGAAAUGGAUAUGGCUAUGAAAAUAUGGAAGUAUAUGAAGUCAAAAAGGUUUGUCCCAAGCCUGCACACCUUUUCAGCCCUUAUCAAUGGGUUGUGUCAAAACGGCAAUGCUAUGAAAGCUUGUGUUUUGCUGGAAGAGAUGAUAGAGAAGGGAAUUCGACCAUCGCGUGUUACAUUUGGGAAGUUAAGACAGCUGCUUAUAAAGGAGAAGAGGGAGGACGUGCUCACAUUUCUGCAUGAGAAAAUAAACCUUCUUGUCAAGGAGCCUUUGUGCGACUAAAAAGGCGAUGAUAUAUGUAGCUCAGGCUACUGACUUUACAGUCUGGACAGUUGUAGUUUAUAUGUCUCUGAGCUGCCUAUUAUGGAGCAUAAAAAUCUUCAUUUAACUGAUCAGUUGUGGGAGAACUUAAAUAUGCUGCUCUUAGUAGGCCAGAAAUAUCUUUUGCAAUCAACAGCGUAUGUCAAAUUUCUGGCCCAACCACUUGAAGAACACUGGAAGGCAGUCAAAAGAACAUUGAGAUAUCUCAAGGGUUCAAUUAGUCAUGGAUUGCUUCUGCAAAAAGGAUGUGUUACCAGUCCUAUGACUCUUACUGCAUACUGUGAUGCUGAUUAGGCUUCGGAUCCUGAUGACUAGGUCCACGUCCGGCUCAUGUAUAUUUUUUGGACUUAAUCUAAUUUUUAGGUGUUCAAAGAAACAAACUUUAGCCAGCCAAUAUAGCACAGAAGCAUAAUAUAGAAGGCUUGGAAACACCACUACUGAGGUUCCUUGGAUUGAUUCCACGCUGACUGAAUAAAAGGUUCCAUUUGCGACUCCCCAGAUUCUGUGUGAUAAUCUAAGUACAAUUGCUUUUUGUCUCAUAAUCAUGUUCUUCAUGGCUAGAACCAAACAUAUGGAGUUCGACAUUUUCUUUGUAAGAGACAAACUACUAAACAAGAGUCUAACAGUCAAGCACAUACCAUCUCUUGAUCAAUAUACAUAUAUCUUCACCAAAGCCGUACACUCAGAGAAACUAAAGGUGGCUGACAAAAUUCUCCUUGGUCAUCGAACUUGAGUUUGCAGGGCUGUUAGAAAUAAUGUUUUGAUAUUGUUUGUAAUUGUAUUUCGAUCUUAUUCUAGAUCUGGUUGUACUGUAUUAUUUCUCAAAUAAUUCAGGUAGUGUUAGUUAUGCAAAGCUUUUACUAACA